Messenger RNA from Glycine soja, 1323 nucleotides. Its product is annotated as protein UNUSUAL FLORAL ORGANS-like. The record is from RefSeq and is a predicted model, not a curated record. Gene Ontology annotation, molecular function: protein binding. The transcript has a single exon. Lineage: Eukaryota; Viridiplantae; Streptophyta; Magnoliopsida; Fabales; Fabaceae. The coding region runs from base 1 to 1323 and encodes 440 amino acids.
AUGGAAGGUUUUCACCCUUCUAUGACCUCUCCUUUUUCGUACACAUUCCCUAUCAGUGAUGCUGGUACUAGCAAUGUUAGUACUACUACCACUGGCACUAGUUACAGCACUUCCACUCCAUGGAUGAACAGCAGAAUAUGGAGCAAGCUCCCUCAGAGGCUUCUUGACCGUGUCUUAGCCUUUCUUCCUCCACCGGCAUUCUUUCGUGCACGUUGUGUUUGCAAGAGAUGGUAUGCACUUCUCUUCUCCAACACCUUCCUCGAAUUGUACCUCCAAGUCUCACCACACCAACACUGGUUCUUGUUCUUCAAGCACCACAAGACCCGCAAGAGCUACAUCUACAAAAACAACAACAACAACAACGGGAGUAGCGAUGGUUGUGGACAUAUUGGUGCGUUUGAAGGGUACCUCUUUGAUCCCUAUGAGAUGUCAUGGUACCGCAUUUUCUUUGCUUUGGUCCCUUCCGGCUUCUCUCCAGCUUCAUCUUCUGCUGGUUUACUUUGCUGGGUUUCUGAUGAAGCUGGUCCAAAGACCAUGCUUCUGAGCAACCCUUUAAUCGGUUCUCUCACUCAGCUACCUCCAACGUUAAGACCUAGACUCUUCCCUUCCAUUGGCUUAACCAUUAGGCCCACCUGCAUAGAUGUCACUGUUGCUGGUGAUGACAUGAUAUCACCUUAUGCAGUUAAGAACCUGACAUCUGAAAGCUUUCACAUCGAUGGAGGAGGGUUUUACUCCCUGUGGGGCACCACCGCUUCUCUUCCAAGGCUCUGCAGUCUCGAAUCUGGAAGAAUGGUUUAUGCUGAAGGGAAACUCUACUGCAUGAAUUGUAGCCCUUUCAGUAUUUUGGCUUAUGACAUCACAUCAAACACUUGGUUCAAAAUACAAGCCCCAAUGAGGAGGUUUCUGAGGUCUCCAAACCUAGUUGAGUGCAAGGGGAAACUUCUCCUUGUUGCUGCUGUUGAGAAGAGCAAGCUGAACGUGCCCAAGAGUUUGAGGGUUUGGAGUUUGCAGGCUUGUGGGACAAUGUGGGUGGAGUCAGAGAGAAUGCCUCAGCAACUUUAUGUUCAGUUUGCUGAACUGGAAGAUGGAAAUGGAUUUGAAUGUGUAGGGCAUGGUGAGUUUAUUGUGAUCAUGAUUCGUGGAACGGACAAGGCGUUGCUGUUUGAUAUAUGCAGGAAGAGGUGGCAGUGGAUUCCACCUUGUCCUUACAUUGUACAUGAUGGAUUUGAGUUGCAUGGUUUUGCGUAUGAGCCUAGGCUUGCCACACCUGUCACUGGCCUUCUUGAUCAAUUGGCACUUCCCUUCCAGAGUUUUAAUGCUUAA